AUGAAAAUACGCACAUUUAAAAGCAGAGGGAAGCCGCCCCGCCGCAGCAUAGGAACGCUUGCGGCUCCCGAAGUGUUUUCUUUUCCCGCGGAAGAGGCACGGCCUGCUGGAAGCGAUUUGAGGGCGCCUUCCGAGGGCGAGGUGAAGAAAGUGCCGGUGAGCAUGCACAGUGCGGCUGAGCUGAGCAUGCAGCUGCCCGGGGGCUCUUUCAUUUCCGGGCGGUACAGCGGGGGCUUUAUGAACAGCGACUAUUCGAUUGAGGAGGCGAGUAACGUGAAAAAGAAGCCGUGGAGGCGGUUUUCGUGCAUUCCCGCGCACAAGCUCGAGAAGCUGGGCGAGUCCACGUUCAGCGAAAUAUUCAUUAACAGAGAGACGAUGCGCGUGUACAAAAUAGUCCCCCUCACACAAAAUAAAAGCUACGCGCGCGUGCAGCACACAAGAAUAACGCAGUUUGUAAAGGAGUGUCUGAUCAUGGAGAGAAUGAACAUGUCCCCGCACUCGACCAAAAUAUUCGCAUGGCAUCUUGUGAGGUCGCCGUACACGAGCUUCCUGGUGAGCGCCAGCAAAAAGUGGGCGGAGAAGAAUGCGGAGCUGGCCGAGAACAUGACGCCGCAGAAAAACAACUCGUCCGGGUUUUUUGGGGUUAUUGAGAUGGAGCACGGGGGGCGCGAGCUGGAGAAGUUGGACUGGGCGAGCCUAACCAGGGAAGACGUGGUUCUGAUAGGGCGCGAGCUGGAGAUGGCGGUCCGGGACAUGGAGGGGCUUAGGGUAGAGCACCGCGACAUGCAUCAGAGCAAUGUGCUGGUGGAUAGAAGGGGCGGAAAGUAUGCGGUGAAGGUGAUAGAUUACUCUCUUUCGUACGCUGAGACGCGGGGCGACUUGGCAGAGGCGUACUCGGUGGACAUUUUGGAGGACACAAAAGAGGCUCUUGUAUACCGAGAAGGGAGCGUGCUGUACACGGACCUGGACGAAGAGACGCCCUGGCUGCUGGGAGAGAACAGCGACGGAGAGCCGCACCGGGAAGUGUACAGAAAAAUUGGGAAAGAGCAUGCCGGAAGCAACCGGUGGAGGCAGCGCGGACCCAGCAAUGCAUUUUGGAUGCAUUACCUCCUGAAGUGGAUGGAGGCUGCAAUAGAAAAGAAAGACUCGUAG
This is a messenger RNA of Nematocida major, 1152 nucleotides long. RefSeq names its product serine/threonine-protein kinase haspin. Bases 1 to 1152 code for a protein of 383 amino acids. Gene Ontology annotation, biological process: mitotic cell cycle; protein phosphorylation; intracellular signal transduction. Gene Ontology annotation, molecular function: histone H3T3 kinase activity; ATP binding. The transcript has a single exon. Lineage: Eukaryota; Fungi; Microsporidia. The record is from RefSeq and is a predicted model, not a curated record. Gene Ontology annotation, cellular component: nucleus; cytoplasm.